UUUCCUCAGCUAUACAAGCCAGAGACUCCAAGAUAAAACAAAAAAAGAUUUCUGCUGGGAGUCUAGAGAUUUGGGGCUUGUUUUCUGAUCUCUCUUUGAUAAUGGAUACACCAGACACCCUCCUGUUUGCUGUGAAGGAUUAUGUUGCCAGAGCUGGAUUACCACCCAAAAAUCUUCUGGAUAACUUUGAUGCCAGAUCUAGCAUUGUAGGGAAGCUGAAUAAUGUCAGUAAGAUUGCCUUUAACCCAGAAGGGAUGCUGUUUGCUGUGCGUGGUACAGAGCUUUUCAUGGGAGCUAUGCCUUCAGAUCCAAACCUGGACUGGUUCUCUACUGCCAAGAGAGUGGGCAAAACUGACUGGGAUGGGUUUAAAUUCAUGUUCUUUGAUCCAAAUGGCCUUCUGUAUGCAGCUACCAAGAAAGGGGAGUUCUACAAGGGUCCAGCACCAAGCAAUGAAAACGUGUCCUGGCUUUAUGGCCAAGCCACCAAAAUAGGAACCAACAGCUGGAAUGAAUUUGAUGCCCUUUUCUUUGACCCUAAAGGCAUCCUGUAUGCAGUGACAAGUGACGACAAGCUUGUGAUGAGAAGCCCCCCAACCAAACCAGACGAUAACUGGCUUGAUUCCAGCAAAACCAUUGGAAAAGGAGGCUGGCGCAUCCUGACCCAUUUCAUGGCUUUCACCCUAGAGUCAGACCUGUGGUGUGUGGAUUCAAAGAAUGGCAACAUCUAUAAAGGACCAACCCCGACCGUUGCUGAUACCAACUAUAUUGAAAAAGCAGAGAAACUGGGCUGGGGUUACAAUGUCUACCCCCUCCUUUCCUUCACCAUUGAUAAAACCAUCCAGAGUAUUGUGAGCUUUGAAUUCCUUCCAGAUUCAGGGAAAAUCCUAUCCCAAGGCACAGAGGUGGUGCAGACCCAGAUCUAUAACAACAAGAGCAGCACUCCAUUAAAGCACACCUUCUCCUUCUCCAAAACUGUAACUGAGAGCAGCAGCUUCAGCCAGCAACAUGGAUUCACAGUGGCUGUUGGAUCUGAGAUGUCCUUUAAAGCUGGAGUCCCAUUCAUAGGGGAAACGGAGACCAAGAUUUCCAUCAAUGUGAGCACAACUCAUACCUGGAAUUUCACCACAACCAACACAACACAGACAACCUUCUCAUCCAGCACAGAUGUGGAGGUUCCAGGUGGACAUUCAAUACGUAUGGUGGCAUCGGUGACCAAGGCAGAAAUGGAUGUACCAUACAAUGCCAAGAUCCGCACUUUGUUUGGAUAUGAGACCACCAUCCAGGGAAUGUGGAAAGGGGUCACUCACUAUAACCUGAUGGUCACCCAGGAAGACUACAAACCAUGAGAUGGAUA
Molecule: messenger RNA, 1354 nt
Organism: Pelobates fuscus (common spadefoot toad)
Lineage: Eukaryota; Metazoa; Chordata; Amphibia; Anura; Pelobatidae
Product: tachylectin-2-like
Exons: 4
Coding region: 102-1346 (414 amino acids)
Source: RefSeq, a predicted model, not a curated record